Messenger RNA from Contarinia nasturtii (swede midge), 6685 nucleotides. It is a transcript of the gene arr, whose product is annotated as low-density lipoprotein receptor-related protein 6. Lineage: Eukaryota; Metazoa; Arthropoda; Insecta; Diptera; Cecidomyiidae. Gene Ontology annotation, molecular function: protein binding. The transcript is spliced from 11 exons. The coding region runs from base 904 to 5961 and encodes 1685 amino acids. The record is from RefSeq and is a predicted model, not a curated record.
GGCUGGAAAUAGUUUGAUUUUGGUUGUUGUGUUUUUUUAACUUUAUUUAUCGAAUGAAAACACCAUUCAUAUUCAUAGUUUAAGUCUUUGUUUUGUUGACAUUUUGUGAGUUUUGUUUUUGAUUCAAUACAAAACACCGGCAAACAAAUGUGCAAUCGUUUGAAUCGAUGAAGAUCGCCAAAUUAACAAUAACAACAACAACAACAGCAACAAAAAUACAUUGAAAUUAAAUUGAUCAAGAUUAUUUUUAAAAAGUGUUUACAAGUUUCAAAAGUGCCAUUAACAGUGUGUAUCCGUCGCCGAAUUUUUUUUAUUCUUAUUGAUCGCGACGCAAAACAAUGAUAAAUACCCGAAAAUUAAAACGAAAAUAAUAAUAAAAAAAAGUCACGAACUAAAAAAAACCAAACGAUUCACAAGUGCUCACUUAACGCCACUGCACACAUGUACAAUUUAAUUUCGAUUUAAAUUGCUGGCCAAUAAAUUACGUGACAACACGGUGUGUGUACAGGAAUUUUGUGCGUUUUGCCAGGCCAAAAUCAAAACGAGUAUAUAUCAUCAAAGCCAUUCGGCACAAUUGAACAUGUGGUAAAUUUAAUCAAACGUGGAAUUUCCAACCCUCGAAAAGAGAAGCCGAACUGAAAUGAAAUCGUGCUGUUUUUAUCGGAGCAUUGAAUGCCAUUGAUAGAUAAGCAAUACGUUUGCUUGAUUUCAAAACAUUAUCGAAUACGGACCAGCUUAUCAUAAAAAUGUGCCUUAAUUAAUUUGCAGCUCCUGCUCCCAUAAAACAGUAAAACAGUGUGUGAAACAACAAAAAAUUUGGUGCAUCUAAGAUCGAUCGAUAAACGCCCGUUAUUGAUUUUCUGAUUCGCGCAUAUUAAAUGAAAGUAGAGCAAUUAAAUAGAAAUGGGCCAGGGGCCGGCAGAAUGCAUUGAAUGUAUGCGAACAAGAGACUUCAGAAGAUCAUUUCAUCGCACAUCCAUUUCACGAUCGAAAUGGAACGACUUUGCCAGAUAUUUUCUCGCUAUCAACGUAAUAUUAUUUGCCAUAAUAACACAAACGAUUGCUGUACCAGUGUCGUUGCUGUUCACCACAUAUCAUGACAUUCGGCUUGCAAAUAUAACGCGGCAAAAUGGGCCGCCAUCAUCAAUUGAAGUAAUUGCCAAAGAUUUACCAGAAGCGGGUGCCUUAGAUUUUUACUAUGAAAAACAACUGGUUUGUUGGACCGAUCAAGUGUUGCAGCGCAUACAAUGUAUGAAAUUGAAUGGAACACAUCAAAAUUCAACAAUACAAAAUGUGAUAAGCAUUGGCAUUGAAAAACCAGAAGGUAUUGCUAUUGAUUGGUACACGGAAAAUAUUUAUUGGACGGACGGUGAUUCAAAUCGUAUUGAGGUGGCCACAUUGAAUGGCAAACAUCAAAAGGUACUAUUUUGGUCGGAUUUAGAUCAACCGCGUGCCAUUGCAUUGGUACCAUCAAAAGCGCUCAUGAUUUGGAGUGAUUGGGGUGAUAAUCCAAAAAUUGAAAGUGCAGCGAUGGACGGUGAUCCAAGCACACGACGAACUUUAGUUAGAGAAAAUAUUUUUUGGCCAAAUGGACUAACGGUUGACAUUGAAAAAGAGCUCAUUUAUUGGGUUGAUGGCAAUCUAAAAUUUCUGGAUGUCAUGAAUCUUGACGGAUCGAAUCGUAGGACACUGGUUAAAGAUAUUAAAGACGUUGCAUAUCCAUAUAGUGUGACGGUGUCUCCGACUCAUAAUCGUCUGUACUGGACCGAUUGGAAAAUUGGUUCGAUUCAUACGCAUGAUUUGAAUACGAACGAAACACGUGAGCUGAUUGAUACACCGGAUGUACCGUUGGUUAUUCACGUGUGGGACGAACGUUUACAGCCACAUGGUGACAAUCCAUGCAAGCACAACAACGGCAAUUGUUCACAUUUGUGUUUGUUAUCAAAUUCAACAGCUGGUUUCACAUGUGCAUGUCCGACCGGUAUAAAAUUGAUAACACCAACAAAAUGUGCCGACGAUACACAAGACAUGCUAUUUUUGGUGCAACGUACCCAAGUCAGUCGUAUAUCACUUGAUUCACCCGAUUACACUGUGUACGGUUUAUCAUUGGGUCGUGUAAAAUAUGCCAUUGCAAUCGAUUACGAUCCAGUCGAUGGUUAUAUCUAUUGGUCGGAUGAAGAGGUGCAUGCAAUUCGGAAGGCACGUCUUGAUGGUACCGGUCAAAUGGAUAUCAUUACAACUGAAAUUGAGCAUCCCGAUGGUUUGGCCAUCGAUUGGUUGGCAAGAAAUUUGUAUUGGACGGACACCGGAACCGAUCGCAUUGAAGUGUGUCGCUUGAAUGGUGAACAUCGAAAAGUAAUAAUCAAUGAAAAUUUGGACGAACCAAGAGCAAUUGCAUUGGCACCGUCAUUGGGAUGGAUGUUUUGGAGUGAUUGGAAUGAGAAAAAGCCGAAAAUUGAACGGGCCGCAUUGGAUGGUUCGGGACGAACGACACUAGUUGAAAUAAAUUUGGGUUGGCCGAAUGGCAUUGCACUUGAUAUUGAAGCGAGAAAAAUCUAUUGGUGUGAUGCAAAAACCGAUCGAAUUGAAGUUGAAAACAUGGAUCCAGAUCAUGAUGGUUAUGCACGACGUACAAUAAUAAGUGAAAAUUUACCGCAUGUAUUUGCAUUAAGUAUUCUCGAUGAAUAUUUAUAUUGGACGGAUUGGCAACGUCGUUCAAUCGAUCGUGCAAAUAAAAUUACCGGAAAUGAUCGUGUUACAGUUCUCGAUCAGUAUCCCGAUUUGAUGGGCUUAAAAGUGGUACGAUUAAAGGAAAUAAAAGGCACCAGUCCGUGUGCAAUUAAAAAUGGUAAUUGUUCGCAUUUAUGUUUGAAUCGACCGACCGAUUAUGUGUGCCGUUGUCCAAUCGAUCAUGAAUUGGCCAAAGAUAAAAGAACCUGCAUAAAACCAUCAGCAUUUUUAUUAUUUUCACGAAAUCCAUCUGGUUUGGGAAAAUCACUUGAUUUCGGUAGCAUUGGUCGCAUAUCAAUCGAUUACAACGAAGACAAUCACAAUGACUAUAAAAUUCCAUUCAAAGAUCUUCGUGAUGCACAUUCAAUUGAUGUGCAUGUGUAUGAAAAUCGAAUUUAUUGGACUGAUCAACGGUUACGUUGUAUUUUAAGUGCAUUUAUAAAUGGUUCAGAUGUUCAAAAAAUUGUCGAUUCGGGACUUAUACGACCGGAAGGUAUAGCUGUCGAUUGGAUUGCACGCAAUGUUUAUUGGACAGAUUCGGAAGCAACACGUAUUGAAGUAACACGAUUAGAUGGUAGCAGUCGACGUAUUCUAUUAUGGAAAGGUAUCGAAGAGCCACGCAGUUUGGUAUUGGAACCAACAAAAGGCUUUAUGUAUUGGUCGGAAUGGCCAUCGGAUUCGAUUCGUCGUGCGGCAUUAGACGGUUCGGAUUUGUUAACAAUUAUUUCUGGUGCAAAUCAAGCAUCCGGUCUUACAAUUGAUAUGGAUACACGUCGUUUAUAUUGGGCAUCGUCCAGACCAUCGGCCAUCGAAUCGGCUGAUUGGGAUGGUAAAAAUCGACAAAAACUUGUUACCGCUGACAUUGAUCGACCGUAUGCAGUUACACUGUUUCAAGACUAUGUAUACUGGAGCGAAUGGAUGUCGGGCGAUAUUAAACGUGCAAACAAAGUUUCGGGCACCAAUCAAACUCUAGUUCAUAGCAAUUUAGAUUAUACAAGUUCACUAUUGGUCUAUCAUAAGAAUCGACAAAAUGGCACAAAUCCAUGUCAUGAGAAUAAUGGUGGAUGUCAACAUUUAUGUCUUGCGUUGCCAGGACGACGCGGUAAAAUAUGUGCAUGUCCAACACAUUUUGUACUUGCAAAAGAUGGUAUGUCGUGCAUUCCACCCAAAAACUAUGUUAUCUUCAGUCAGAAAAACUCAUUUGGACGACUAUUGACGAAUGCUAGCGAUGCUCCUGAUGCUCCAAUACCAGUUUUGGGCAAAAAUAUUCGAGCCAUCGAAUAUGAUCCCAUUCAUCAUACCAUUUAUUGGAUUGAAGCCAAAGGUCAUAGCAUUCGACGAUCGUUUGAUAAUGGAACUAAAGGCAAUAUAUUCAUUGGACCCAGAGCACAACUGUUUGACAUUGCCAUCGAUACUAUUGGACGUUUGCUGUUUUGGUCAUGUUCCUCUAUGAAUACAAUUAAUGUUACAAGAUUGGAUGGUAUGGAAUUGGGUGUAGUUGAUAUUGGCGAUUCCGAAAAACCACGAAGCAUUGCCGUCCAUUCGAUGAAACGUUUACUAUUUUGGACGGAUGUUGGAAGUCAACAAUCGAUUUAUCGUUCCCGUAUUGAUGGUGCCGAUCGUCUUACUUUGGCAAUUAAACUCGAUGGAAUUGCUGCUAUUGCUGUUGAUCAAGACUUGGAUCUUCUUUUCUAUGCCUAUAACAAGCGUAUCGAUGUCAUGGAUCUCGAUGGACGCAAUAAGAGAAAUUUGGUAUCGACGCAUGUGAGUUUGGUAGUAUCAUUGGCGGCGCUUCAAGGUUAUUGCUAUUGGUUGGAUGAAAAGGCUGGUGUUGAACGUGUGACUAUAACCGGCGACGGAAGACGUGCUGAAUUAACACAACGCGCACUUCAAAUAACCGAUAUUGUGGCCGUUUCCAUGCCUGACAUGAAAAUGAUUCGAAAUCAUACAUGCUCAUCGAAUCGUGCAAAGUGUUCACAUUUCUGCAUUGCUGAAUAUUCGAAAACCGAAACGGACAUUUGUUCAUGUCCACAAGGUCAAAUGUUGCUUCAGGAUAAACACAGUUGUGGUGCAUUGCCAGCAUGUGGUCCAAAUCAUUUCACAUGUGCGGCACCAGUUUAUGGAACAUCUGAUGAGAAUUCAAGCUCUGAUCUUAAUAAAGAUUGCAUUCCAUCGAGUUGGCGAUGCGAUGGACAAAACGAUUGUCCCGAUAAAUCGGACGAAGUUGGUUGUCCGUCGUGCCGGCCAGAUCAAUUCCGUUGUACAUCUGGCGAAUGUAUUGAAAAGCAUCAAGUUUGUGAUGGAACGACACAUUGUUCUGAUGGUCAUGAUGAAGCGAAUUGCUGUAAACGAGCACAAGAUUUCCAAUGUCCAAGUAAUAAGGUGUGCAUUUCAGCCGCAUUGCUAUGCGAUGGAUGGGAUAAUUGUCCAGAAAGUGCUGACGAAUCGGAGGAAAUAUGUAGCAUGCAGAAAAAACCCCGUCCACCACCAUCCGAUAAGAAAACAAUAUUUGUUGGUGUUUUUGUUGUCGUAAUAAUAGUAUGUUUAAUUGCAUACACAAAUGUACGACGAACACAAAUUUGUCGCACCAAAUUAGCGGGUGCUGUAAAUGAACCCAAAGAUGAUCAAGCAAUGGACCCACUAUCACCAGCCACACAUAAACCAACACAUGUAUCAAAAAUUACGGCUGUAUCAGACAAUGUACGAAUGUCAACGCUAAAUAGUCGAAACACCGUCGCAAAUAGUUAUGAUCGAAAUAAUAUUACGGGUGCAUCGAGCUCAACAACAAACGGCAGCAUUGGAUAUAUUAAUCCACCACCAAGUCCAGAGACAAUACGUGCAAAUAGCCAUCGACCGUACAAUCGACAUUAUAAAAAAGUGAAUAAACCGCCACCACCAUCGCCAGCCGAAACAACCGAUUUUUGCGAUGAAAGUGAUGAAUAUCGAACGCAUUCGCGUAUUCGAUCACCAUUGUCAUGUGAUCCGCACGACUAUCGAACUAAUAUCCUGCGAACGGCCAGCAAUGGCACAGGAAGUAUUAAUAGCAAUAGUUUAAGAAAAGCACGGUAUUGCUAUGAUCGUGAACCAUGUCCACCACCGCCAACACCACGAUCACAUUAUCAUUCGGAUGGUCAUCAAGCACCAGAGAGCCCUUCCACACCAUCGCCCAUUCGAUCCGUAUCCAGUUCGACAUACUCACCACCACCACCAUCGCCUCAACUCAAAAACUAAAAUCCAUUUUGUAAAUUAAAACAACCAAGAGAUUAUUUUUGAAUUUUUUUUUUUUAGAUCGAAACAUUAAUUGCCAAGUCCAGCAAAGAAAUGUGCCUAUUAAGAAAACUCGACAUUUUCUUUAACGAAAACUUAGCCGAUUUUAUUGUUAUCCAAACAAAACUUAAGAAAUCUUGUGUUGCAUAUAUGGAGACGGUUUUUUUCUCUCUUGAAAUAAUAAAAUGACAAGGGAAUCGUUAUUUAGAGAUGUAUGUAUGUCGAAAAAAAAAAUAGUUUUUUUAAAUGAACAUGUGAUAGCACCCUAAAGAUUCGUUAUGGGAUCAGAAACUGAAAUCAACAAAAAAAAAAAACAAUUAAAGAAAUAGCAGAGAGUCAAAAAAGCAGUGAUUCACUCGAUACAUAUACAUGUAUAUGUGUGCAAUCACGUAAUUCACUUGCAUUGUAAUAUAUUUCGAAGAGACAUAUUGAAAUUAACAUUAGUUUUAGUUUUACAUAUUUUAAUUAUUAUUAUUUUUUGUUAGCAAAGACUGAGCUGACGUUUACGUUUCAGUUGACUUUAUAUAUAUUGUGUAUUAGUAUUUUAUUGUGGACAAAUAUAUUUCAAUAAUAAAAAAUAUAUUGACUUAAAAUGGGAAUUAUAACAUAUAUUCAAAUAGAUCCAAACAAAUUCGAAAUUAAUUUUACUAAGAAAACAUAAUUUCUGUUCGUAAAAUUGUCUUUCAGA